Molecule: messenger RNA, 1038 nt
Organism: Heterostelium album PN500
Lineage: Eukaryota; Evosea; Eumycetozoa; Acytosteliales; Acytosteliaceae
Product: alpha/beta fold hydrolase
Exons: 1
Coding region: 1-1038 (345 amino acids)
Source: RefSeq, a predicted model, not a curated record
AUGAUAGAGCAAAGAGAACAAGAAGAAAAUAAUAAUUUUGAUAAGGAUGUUGUUGUCGUUGUUGAAGGUGAUAAUAGUAAUAACGAAGAAGACAAUAAAGAUAUUGGAAUUGGAAGCGGUGGUCCACAUAUAGACGAGAAAGCGAAUGAAUCACACAUUUUUAAAGAGGGUCAUUGCGAAGUUUCACAUAAUAGAGGUAGCGUUGUUAAGCUCUACUAUCAGUUGCACGGAAGAGGUAAUACAAAGGUGCUGAUGAUCAUGGGUUUCCUGACAAGCUGCGAAGCCUGGAAACAUCAACUAGAGUAUUUCAAUCAGUUUCCAGAGCAGUAUCAAAUAUGUAUUUUCGAUAACCGUGGUAUCGGCAAGAGUGACACACCCAACUACAACUACAGCUCCAAUCACAUGGCAAGAGACGGACUUGAGCUCAUGGAUCAUCUCGGAUGGCAACAGGCACACAUUGUAGGUGUUUCGAUGGGUGGUAUGAUUGCCCUCGAGUUGGCUACGUCUGCACAUGCGCGUGUCUCCACACUCUCGCUGUGUGUCACUCACGCCGGUGGAUUCGGACGUAUACCGCCCAUCCUUGGAAUGCUCAAGAUGUUGCGUUCCUUUACUAUUAAAGAUCAUCGUGAGAGAGGAAGAGUUCUCAUGCCAAUUCUCUACUCUGAAAACUACUUGAAGAAGCUCGAUGAGAAUGGUCAGCCGAUCCUGGAGUCUCUGCUCGAUAGCUAUGUUGAGGAUGUCUCCAAGAUGACACUGCCCAAGCCAGCAGCGGUCGCCGGUCACAUCAAGACAGUGACAACUCACCAUAUUACCGAUAGCAGACUACGCGAGUUGAAAGAGAAAACGAAUAUACCGAUUCUGGUGAUGUGUGGUGAUAUCGAUCACCUCGUUCGAACCUCCAACUCGUUCCUACUUAGAGACAUUCUUUCACCGGCAGAGUUCAUCCAAUUCGAUUCCGGUCAUUGUAUAAACGUAGAACACAAACAAGAAUUUAACGAGGCAUUGGCGAGAAAUUUUAAAAGAUACACUCCACAAUAA